AAACCCGUGCACUGCAGAACCUGCAUCGGGAGCUUCCAUAUACGGUGCCCUGGUAUGGUGAGAGUUAGUGUGUCGAUGGUUUUGCCAUCGUUCAAAACUAUGUAGCAGCUGGUGGAUGUGUACUUCUAUCACCGGGCACAGCGCUCGCACAUGAAGCAGCUAAUAGUGACUAUAUCCUCAGUGGGCCGUUAACAAGUUUUAGUUGGGAGAUCUCGCAACGCGGAAAGCACUGCGCAGUAAUGGUGCUGGAGUUUUUCUGGAUAGUACUUCUCUGCGGCACAGUGUCCAUUGGUGCAGAUAUAAGCGACUACACGGUCAACAUCACGACGACGGACUCUACACCUACGCGGGGCAACUCCACCGUUGAUCUGAAAUGCACGUAUACGGGUGAAGCGCUGUCGGUGACAAUCGACAGGAUGAGGAGGGCUGAUGGGUCGUGGAAGGCCCUGGCCCGCUUCAGCAUCUCCAGGAAUACAUCCCAACUUGAAGGAAGUGGCCUUGACCUUAAAGCCAGAGCUGAAUUGUCUAUGGCGAAUGGAUCUGUGAGCUUAAACCUCCAUAGUACACAAUGCAACGACACUGCAAAAUAUAAAUGUCAGAUCAUGCCUAGCAGUGAUGAAAGGCUUGCUAUCUACAGUACGACGUCAAUAGAUGUGUUGGAUGAGGUUGGGGAGCCCUGUGGAGCUCCAUGGCACACCAUCAGCGUUCUACACCUAGGCAUCCUCCUCUUGGCCAAAUCGCUGCUGAUGUAAAUGUACCCUCAUUGUACACAGUCACCAUCAUCAUCAUAAAAUUAUACAAUAGUU
Haliotis rufescens (red abalone) is the source of this 806-nucleotide messenger RNA. RefSeq lists its product as uncharacterized. Bases 240 to 752 code for a protein of 170 amino acids. The transcript is spliced from 3 exons. Lineage: Eukaryota; Metazoa; Mollusca; Gastropoda; Lepetellida; Haliotidae. The record is from RefSeq and is a predicted model, not a curated record.